GUCGGAACAGCCAUAAUGCUCAUUUCCAUCAAGUUAAGUGGAACUUUGAAAGCCUUCAAGAGACUGAAUCAGUCAGGAACGAAGGGUUUGAGUAAACUACAUAUUGAGACUCAUAGCACUCAGUUUCGCCAGUCAUUGCCCACCCCCAGCUGCAUCCAGUUUACCGCGGAAUAGUCCUUCUUUUCUUUUCCUUCCAAGUUCACUCUCCUUCACGUCAAGAAAUCAUUCCUUAGUAUUCACUCAAGAAUUGACCACCAUCACUACUGAACAAAACCGGCCACUUUUCCCUCACAAUGCGUUCCCCCUCAAUCCUCACAACCUCCCUCCUAGCAGCCGUCCUCGCCCAAGCCCAAAACUGCAUCGAAAACGGCCCCACCGGCGACGCCAUCACGGGGUUCCGGUUCUCCGGCACCUGCGAAUCCUGGCAGUGGUUUUCGCGCGACAAGGGAACGCAGGUAAACCUCCAGCCCGACUGCUUCCUACGGCAGACGUUCCCCAACGCCACGCCGCUGGGCCACGUAUGUAUCCAGCUCGAUAGCGGGGGCCACAAGUGUUUCCGGGCGCCGGGGGCGGGGGCGCCGCAGUGUAGGGUGCCGGAUGACUUUUGCUCGGGGAUUCAGAAUAUGUGGGGGUGGUAGAAGAUGAUGACACUGGAAGUAGUAAAUGGGGUAGCCGUGGUGAGGGUUGAGUAGUUGGUGAAUAGCGUUGUUGUGUGUGAGGCGAGGUGGAAGAAACUCGGAAUUAUCAAACCUACAGGCGGGCUUGAAGCCGCGGAUUGGCUUGAGACUAGGUAGGAAAAGUAUCUAGUUGACUUUGGCAGCUGGGGCCAAGGUCGAGUGCCCUUACACAGCCCUGGAGAGGACCUUGAGCAUCUUGUUAUGGCCACAGUAUGUAC
Colletotrichum godetiae is the source of this 895-nucleotide messenger RNA. RefSeq lists its product as uncharacterized. The record is from RefSeq and is a predicted model, not a curated record. Lineage: Eukaryota; Fungi; Ascomycota; Sordariomycetes; Glomerellales; Glomerellaceae. The transcript is spliced from 3 exons. The coding region runs from base 294 to 638 and encodes 114 amino acids.